AUGGCGGAAACAUGGGGCCGGCUCCUCCGAGAGCACUACGGCGUGCGCUACCGCUUUUUCCUGGGCGAGGGCAGCGCUGGGGCCUCCGUGGAGGAAAGGCGGAUGCGGCAAGAGCUCGAAGAGCACAAUGACCUGGUCUUCUUGCCUGUCACGGAGGGCUACCGCCUGAACUCCCGGAAGGGUUUGCUCUUCCUCGAGUGGAUCGCGGAACGCGCUGAAGCAGAAUUCCUGCUCAAGACAGACGAUGAUGUCUAUCUGCGCCCCGCGCCAUUAUUCAGGCAGCUUCACAAGCGAAUCCCAGCGCAGUAUGCCUGGGCAAUUUUCGAUUACAUCAGCCCGGUGCCCCGGGACGAGGAAGACAAUUUUUACAAUGCGGAGGAAGACUUUCCCUUCCCCGUCUUUCCGCCCUACCCGCGCGGCGUUGUGCGGGUUCUCUCGAUGGACGUGGUCCGCCUUCUGGCCAAAGCAAGCCAAGAGGGCCGACUGCGAAUGAUUUACGGUGACGACCCAUGCAUUGGGGUCCACCUGCGUCAGCUGCUCUUUGACGCGAAUGAGCCCCUUCCGUCCCUGACGCUGGAUGACUUUGACAACAGAGUCUUUGCCAUGGAGCCCAGCUGUCAUCACAACCUCUGGUCAAAGAUGACCAACCGGACAUGGGCGAUCCACCACGUGAAGCCGGAGCAGAUCCUGUGCAUGUGGUCUGCAGAUCUGGCUGCGGGCUACUACCAAGAUGGUGGGGAAGCAGGUCUGCAGGUUGAUGAGGACCGGGAGCUGAAUGAGUUCCCGGACCUUUGUACCUGUGCCACGGAUGAGUCCUUUUACGAUCGCAGCGACUUGGACAAGCUGAAAGAAGAGACUCAGCGGGUGCUUGACGAUGAUGAGGAGGGAUAG
Messenger RNA from Symbiodinium pilosum, 891 nucleotides. Lineage: Eukaryota; Dinophyceae; Suessiales; Symbiodiniaceae. The record is from the annotation of a GenBank genome assembly.